CGUGAUAUGACAAGCGAAGGAAAGGAAAUUGGGCAAGAGGGCAAGAGUUUAUACACAAGAAAUAGAAGUUGCCUGCUUCAUCUCUUCUUGUAUUUGGGGAUUUCUGAAUCGUUCGGAAUCUCAGGGAAAGAAGAACUCGCUCUCCAUCGAACGCACCGACAAUUUCCGCCGACAUUUUCUGUUUCCGGUGAGACGUUUAGAAAGUUGUCUACUUCGGCCCGCCAAGAAAUUAACUACAAUACUUUGUAGACCGAAUUGCCUUUUGUUUCUGCGACUAAACUGUCUACCUUGACGGCUUUUUCAAAAUCAUCAUGCAAGCUUCAGAUGCAGAGUGUCCGUUGUGUAUGGAACAGUUGGAAAUCGACGAUGUCAAUUUCUUCCCUUGCACUUGUGGAUAUCAGAUCUGCAGGUUUUGCUGGCAUCGGAUAAGAACAGAUGAAAAUGGCUUAUGUCCUGCUUGUAGAAAGCCCUACAGUGAAGAUCCUGCAGUGUAUACACCCCUUUCACAAGACGAAAUACAGAGAAUUCUGAAAGAGAGGAAACAGAAAGAUGUACAAAGAAAACAAAAAGUAACUGAGAACAGAAAACACUUAGCAAAUGUGAGAGUUGUACAGAAAAAUUUGGUAUUUGUUGUUGGACUAACUCAAAGAUUAGCAGAUCCCGAGCUUCUUAAAAGACCAGAGUACUUCAGCAAGUUUGGAAAAAUACACAAAAUAGUUGUGAAUAAUAGUACAAAUUAUGCAGGUCCCCAGGGACCCAGUGCUAGUGCUUACAUUACAUAUGUGAAAGAAGAGGAUGCAAUUAAAGCAAUAAUAGCUGUGUGUAACACUCAUCUUGAUGGGAGAACAUUAAAGGCUUCUUUAGGGACAACUAAAUAUUGUAGUUACUUUCUCAGAAACAUACCAUGUCCUAAAACAGAUUGUAUGUAUCUUCAUGAGUUAGGUGAUGGUGCAGGAAGCUUUACAAAGGAUGAAAUGCAGGCAGGAAAACAUCAAGAAUAUGAACAGCAGUUAAUUGCUUUUUAUUCAAAGAAAAUGGGUCUUAGCAGUGAUAAGGAUAAAAAUGAAGAAUGGCCGGUUGAUGAUGGUGGUGAAUACAGAUUGUCUCCUCGUCUAACAUCAGAAGCAGCAUGGGCUGGCAAAGAUGAGAAUGGAGAAGGAGAUGCCUGUCAAAGUACUUUAGAAAAUGAAGGUAGUUCAGUUGCAGAAAGAAAAGAGGAGGAGGACUGGGAGGAAUCUUGUCUCCCAUCUCUGACUAAAACUGCAACAGAACAUAAGCCAUCUGACACCAUAAGACAAGAAAAACCUGCAAACCAUCCACAGUCAACCUACAGCAAUACAGGUUGGGGAAAUACAGAAAGUGCUGGACGCGUUUUAGAUACUUCCAGUCUGUUCUCUGCUGAUCUGUGCAGUGGUCUGGGCCUGUCUAAUUUACAUCUGAAAGUUUAUGGGGAAGAUGAUUUAGGGUUUGAUCCUUGGAAUGAGUGCAGUAAAGGUUUGGCAGAUCUUCUUCAAGAAGAAAACAAAACAACUUUGCCUGGACAUACUCUUCACACUUCCACAGCUUCACAAUCACAAAGUUUCUUCCCAGGAUUUCCACCAAAUAGUGAUGAUAUUAAAAACUGGCAAGAUGGACUUAGAGCACUUCUACCAAACAUAAACAUUAAUUUCUCAGAUUCUCAGUUACCUCAACAACAAUCUUCUUGGUCUCAUUCUGCACCUCUGACAGAAAGGCAUCCACCUAACUGGCCUUUUUCUUCACAGCAAACGCAAAAUCCAUUCCAAGGUCGCCCUCCUCCAGGAUUUGAAUGUAAAUCACCCACGAGCCACCACAUGCCGAUGCUUGAUGAUCCAGGUAUUUUAUGGUCAAAAGCACUUGACACAGGUAAUCCUCAAGGGAACAAUCCCAUUACUAGAACAGUUUCUAAUGGAUAUCCUGGAAUGCAUCCUUUUAGGAGACAAGCAGAUCUUCAGAGCACUGCGGCAGUCUCGUCAGCAGAGAAGCUGAAGGAAAAUUCAUGUAACGAAUCCUCACAAGAGGAGGUGAUCUCUAGUACAAGAACAAAAGAAUUACUAUCAGUCUCGGAGCCUUCAGGGGAUAAUGUAACAAAUGCAAUGACGGAAGGAACUCACAGAGUUGACAUUUCAUCAGGAUUACCAAAUUGUAUUGAACAGCACAAAACAAGAGUGAGUGAGUUAUCCAUCAUCGACGUAAACGACCCUCUUCCAAGUCAAUGUGGUAAUUCAUUGUUGGAGCACAAGACUGAAAAGAAAAAACGGGACAGCAGAAUACAGGAGACUAACAGACAGUACAAACAAAAUCAAGGAGUAUAUAAGAGAGAUGAGAGACACUCUCAACAAAGUAGACAUUCAGGUACCAAGAGCAGACAUACUGAGACACCAGGAGGCUUUACAAGGAAACAAACUCAUUCUUUUCAAGACAGAGACAAUUCCCAAGUGAAGGCAGGUCCUUCACAAUAUUGCAAUAAGAGAAGAAGAGAUAUUACAAGUGGAUCUGUGGGACAGAGGAAUUGUAUUGGGAAAGAGCAACAAAGCACAAGCUUAAAUUGACAUAACAGUGUUAUGCACAUGGUUUGGAGGCACUGAAUCAAAGCAAGAUCAUGAGUGAGAGGUGUAGGAGGUCAGUCAGCCUCCAGAAACUGCAAAACAAACUGAAACAAAAUGAGAACAACAGAUGCCUUUUCAUUAGGUGCAGGUUCAAACUGUGGAUGCUCUGGUGAACCCAUGGGUUAAAGGCCUGAAACUUGCACUCUAAAGAGUGAUUGGGAAAUAAAAUCUCCUAAGUAUGCCAAUACACUACCCACCAGUUAGGUUACAAGAAGAAAGAAAAUUAUCAGCUUGGAGAUUUUUGGACUUGACAGCAAUUUUCAGCACCAACCAGCAAAGAAAUAUAUGGUUUAAAACUUAGUUUUUAGAUCUCUGGAGUAAAUGGUCUUAUGCUAACUGUUGGCUUGCCUUGACUGUUAAGCUUCUAAACAGCCUGUGAAUACCUUGCUAAGUACUCUUUAGUAUUAAACCUUUAACUCCCAAGGUCUCAUUUGUAAUUCUCCUUACUUUCUACUAAAGGUUCUCAUUAUGUUAGUUUGGAGAAUUUGUUGUUGGCUCCAUUAGUAAUCCUGUAAUUGAUAUUUUUCUUAAUUCUCAUCACUUGUCUGGAUGAUAUUGUAUUUAUAUAGCAAGAAUUUCUUUUUUGGUCACUCACAGGAGCUAGUGGGUUAAGAAUACCCAGAGAGGAAAGGUUUUGGUAUACACAGGCUGUUAAACACUAAAAGGUUCAGACUUCAAAAAGUACUCAAUUUCUGUCAUAAAGAUGUACCAAGUGAACAGGAGAGCCAAAAACUUGUAUCUCUUAAUCAGAAUGUUACAUCUGUCUUAAUAUGAGGAUCCCUUUUCCUAUUUAAACUAUUGCUCUCUGCAAUUUGUCCUGUCUAACUUUCAUCAGCAUUUUAAACAGCAAAAGCCGUUUAUGUUGUUAUGGUGGCUAAGAGAUAAAAAUCACCAAAAGACAGAAACCCAACACAUAAUGUCUAUACAGCAUGUUUGUGAAGUGCAUGAAGGUGGUGAUGUGCAGGAAGAAACCAUUAAGAACUUAAACAGGAAGUAGUUUGUAUUUCAUUACAUUUCAUUUCUUUUCUUUUCAUAAUAAUACCAAGUUUAAUGGUUGCUGAUGGUAAAUGGUAUGGUCAUAUAUACUGCAUCUGUAUAAUACUCUAUCAAUUUAACAGUGAUAGCGAAAUUUCUUUGCAGUUGUGUAAACAUCAGAAUAUCUGUCACACGAAACAAAAUUAACUCCUGUCAGCUUAUUUUACUAUAUCUGCUCUAAUUGUGUGCUUAAACUUUCAUUUGAAGUAAUCAAGCGAGCUUCUCAGGCAUGAAUAUUUAUUAAACUACAGCAUGCACUAAAUGGGAAGGAACUAAUUUCAAUAGGUGGUGUUGUAAUUGAACAGGUAACGUUAAGAGAACUGGUUAUGUUUUUGUCACGCAUGAUAGAGCCAGUCACGACUAGAAUGGCUUCUCUGAAGUUAAUUCCUGAGCUGGUUACUUGGCAAGACAUGUUAGUUUUUUCAGUUUUUGCUUUUGUUUUGUUUUUUUGUUUGUUUUGAUUUGUUUUUUCUUGUUUUGUAUUUUUUAAUGAAGCAUCAAUAAUAAUAAUGUUGAUUUUGAUGAAACCUUUAUUACAGUUGCCAUUGUAGUCUUGACUCGAAACACAUGCUGUAGGGAAACUGUCAUGUUAGGUAACAGAAAUGCGUUAAUAGGUCUUAGUUAAAACUAUUACUGCAUUUAGUUGGGGUUGGGGGACACAUUUGUUACGUCAUUUGCUGCCACACCCCUCCCAAUGUUGAUCUGCAAGAUCCUAUGCACACAGUGACAAAUUACAUUGAACGAAAAUUCACAAGCUAUGUUCGAAAGAUGGGUGCCAACUGGGAAUUUAUGCUGUAAAUCUCUAACUCUAAGAUUUGGCCUCGCUUGCGAGUUUGGCACCUUAAGGAGACAAAUCCUAGAUUAGGAUUUGGUUCCAUGCUUGGUUUGUUAACAACCGUUAAUCAAGUAGGAAAUAACUGGUCGUUAGUCUCCUGUUUAAAGUAAACUAUAAAAUAAUACGUAAGCAAAUUUACCGA
Pocillopora verrucosa is the source of this 4639-nucleotide messenger RNA. RefSeq names its product CCR4-NOT transcription complex subunit 4. Gene Ontology annotation, biological process: protein ubiquitination. NCBI's taxonomy places the organism in Eukaryota, Metazoa, Cnidaria, Anthozoa, Scleractinia, Pocilloporidae. The record is from RefSeq and is a predicted model, not a curated record. Gene Ontology annotation, cellular component: CCR4-NOT complex. Gene Ontology annotation, molecular function: RNA binding; metal ion binding; ubiquitin-protein transferase activity.